AUGGGAUUGUUGCGAGCAUUGAGUUUAUUCUUCAUAACGGCGUUUCUGCCUCAGGUUCCCCGCACAGCGGCCAAUUUGGGGUUUUCCCCCUCCAUUGUUUCAGAUUGCCCUGUGACGGCCAUCAAGUCCACAUCAGCGUCUUCGUUAACAGUGAAAUGGAAUAAAUAUAUCGGUGCCACGAACUAUUUCCUGGAUCUGCGGGUGGUAAAUGUUACAGACGUCGCCCCAGUGGUGGUGACGCUGCCUGCAUCGAGCACAGAAAGGCUGGUCUAUGGUCUCAGGCCGGCGACGACCUACAAUGUAACUGUGAAGGUGUUUCAGUUUUACCACGUCAGGUGUGUGGGAACCAGCAUAGCCACGACAGUUCCCGCUACCACAUGGAUCACCUCUUUAAAAGCAAUAUCGAGCACCGCUAUCCGGCUGGAAUGGGCGCCUGUCCAAGGCGCCGAGCGCUACUUGGUAACAGUGGCGUCCCCCGGCGAGAGACUCAGCCGAAGCGUGGAGGCGCUGAGCGCCGCGAUCGGGGAGCUGCGGCCGGCCACCUCCUAUAACUGCUACGUGUACGCCUGCAACGCCGCUGGCCAGGGCGCUGCCAGUCAAGUCAGGACCAUCGUUACCUUGCUAGGCCCGCCAGAAGUUACGGGAGGCGAGCAUGUAGAAGAAAGUACAGCCCGCGUAAGGUGGAAAGCCGUGGAUAAAGUGCUGCUCUACCGGGUGACGAUCGCCGACACCAGCGACUCGAGCGCCGCACCCGUUACUGCCAACGUGUCGGCCACCUACGUGGACAUCAAGAACAUCAAAAUGUGCUCGGCCUACGAUGUGGCCAUAUCGUCAUACAACGUUUUUCUUCAGGCUGGGGACGCCACUCAUUUUACCUACAAAACGAGCACUCUGAGCCCAGCCGAGCACAUCUCUGUGGAAUACAGCUGUGUCAGCAGAAGUGUAAUGGUGACAUGGAAUUCAGUGUAUGGUGCCGACUCAUACAAGGCGCUGGCCAUUGACAGCCGUCAUACAGUCCUGUCCUGCACGUCCCUUUCGCCAAGCUGCCAGAUCACUGGCACUCUCUGCAGCCAGCGCUACACGGUGCAUGUCAUCGCUAUGUCAAAAACCUGCGAGAGCACGACCAACUCCAGCAGUUAUUUUGAGACAGUGCCGUGCUCCCCCACCAACGUGGAGGUCUUCCGUGAGUGUUUCAGCAACGUGAUCAUAUUCUCCUGGGGGGCCACCAGCAACUCCCUCUACUACAGGGCCACCGCGGUGGACUCAGAAGGCGAGCGAACGGACUGCUUGACCAGGGAGACGUCCUGCUAUUUCACCAACACCAAGUGUGGCCGCAGAUACCGAUUCACUGUGUUCGCCAUGAGCGGGGAAUGCAACAGCAGUGCUAGCCUUCCCGCCCACAUCCGAACAGCCCCCUGCCAGCCACGGAACGUGAAGACGAGGUCGGAAUGCCACUCGGACGUCCUGAUCAGCCAAUGGGACGCAGCCGCCGGGGCUAAGAUGUACAUGGUGGAGAUGAUGGGGAACUCCCACAACCUGUACAACUGUAGCUCCAUCACUAACAGCUGUGCCACCCCGGGUGUGCAGUGUGGCGAGAGCCUGACAGUAUGGAUCACUACCUCGGACGAUGAGUGCUCCAGUGAGAAGGCCCUCGGGGAAGUGGCCGAGACCGUGCCCUGCGUUCCUCAGAAUGUAUCUACUGAUUUAGACUGCGCCACCAACGAUCUCACAGUGCGCUGGGAGUACAGCCACGGUGCGGACUUCUACAUCGCAUCGGCUGUGCGGCCGGAUGGUGCCGUCCACCUCUGCCAGACAGCGGAUACCAGCUGUGUGAUCCGUGGCCUCUCCUGUGGGCAGAGCUACACUGUUUAUGUUGUGGCUUCCAACUUUAAGUGCAACAGCUCUGAGAGUGUACGGGUCAUCAGAGAAACCGCUAACUGCCCUCCAGAGCAAGUCCAGGCCACUUUAGAUUGCUCGGAGAACCACGCGUUGGUCGUGUGGCAGACCUGGCAGAGCAAGGCUUCGUGCACAGCCUCCAUGGAGGACCAGGUGGGAGGGCUGCUAAGCUGCAGUACCACGGGCAGCGGCUGCAAGGUCUCGGGCCUCAAGUGUGGCCAGAAGUACAAGGUCUGGGUGGCACAGCACAGUGGGACGUGUCCGGCCGCACAUUCCAAAUCCAUCUACUUUGACUCUGUCCCCUGUGGCCCAGAGGACGUGUCAACCCAGCUGAACUGUGGCAAUGGGACACUGGGCGUGAGCUGGGCCACCUCAGCCCAUGUGGACGGGUAUGUCGCCAUUAUGUUGGCGGGGAGUGGGGAAAGGACAUACUGCAACACCACAGAAACUCGCUGCACCUUCGACGGCCUGGAGUGCGGAGAGUCUUACACUGUGGUGGUGAUGUCAAACAACGGCAGCUGCUUGAGUCUUCCAAGCAGGGAUUUGACCAUCCAGGAAGUACCCUGCGUGCCGACCGAGGUGGCAGCCAGUCACAACUGUGAGGGGAACUUGGCCAAUGUCAUGUGGACACCAACCCCAGGGGCCCAACACUACAGGGCUAUUGCACGGAGCAAUGGUGGGGCCCAUUCUGAAUGCGUCUCCAGUGAGCUGGCCUGCAACUUCAAUGACCUGCAGUGUGGCCGGGUCUACACCAUAGGGGUGGUGGCACUGAGCGGAGACUGCACCAGCUUGGAGAGCAAGAAUGCAGUACUCCAGACAGCCCCAUGCACUCCGUCUAAUGUGGUGGUCCAGACUAACUGCUCGAGUGACAGGGCUUUUGUGUCCUGGGGCGCCAUUGCAAAUGCGGUGUCCUAUUUGGCGACGGCGGGGGGUGUGGAUGGGCACACCGUGUCCUGUGAAAACAGCGAGCCUGGCUGCUGGAUCGAAGGUCUCUACUGUAGCCAGGAGUACAACUUUACGGUCUCGUCGGACGACGGCACCUGCCAGAGCCUGAGCAGCGAGCCAGUGCAGCAGGAAACGGCUCCAUGUGUGCCGCGGGACACAGAGAGUCACAUCGACUGCAGUACCAGUGCUUUGACUGUCAGCUGGGACUCCCGUAGUGAACUACUGCUGAACUAUAGUGUAAUCGUAUUGGCUGAGGACACAAACACAUAUUCUUGCACCACCUGGGAUGCAACCUGCAAAGUCGAGGGGCUGCAAUGUGGCCAGCAGUACCGUGUCUACAUGGCGGCUAGCAGGGGCAACUGCAGCAGCAUGACGACAGUGCCGGAAAUCGUUCACACAGCACCAUGUGUCUCACAGACCGUGAAAGGGGCUGUGAUGUGUGGCACAAAUACCCUGGUAAUAUCAUGGGACAGCUCUUCUGGGGCCACAGCCUACACUGCUACUGUGACCAGUUCAAGUGGUGACCCAAGCAAGUUCUGCUCCACCUCAGAACUCACCUGCAUGUUGGACGACCUGAGAUGCACCCAGCAGUACACUGCCACUGUGGUUGCCCAGGGCAAACAGUGCAACAGCACAGCUAGCUCUGCCGUCUCAGUGGUGACAGGACCUUGUGAACCUGAAGGUAUGGCGACCCAGCUGGACUGUGAUGACAAUGCAGUGCUGGUUUCCUGGAACGCCAGCCCAGGAGCCCUGGAGUACACAGUGCUGGCAAAGGGCAGGAAGGGUGACCUUUCCUCUUGCUACACCAUGGAAACCACCUGCCUGUUGACUCGGCUCGCCUGCGGUCAGAUAUACAACAUCACAGUGUUGGCUGGCGAUGGGAAUUGUAACAGCAGCUCUCUGGCUUACAGAACCGUGGAGACAGCUCCAUGCGCCCCUGUCAUGAUUAGCCACAGCCUAGUCUGUGAAACGAACAUGGCGACUGUCUCAUGGAGAAAGGAAGAUGUUGCUGUGGGUUAUGUCCUCAAUGCCACCUCAGUCAUGGGCCACAGGAAAGGGUGCAAUGCCAAUGGAACUUUCUGUGACCUGCCUGAGCUGCAGUGUGGCAAAAUGUACAUGGUACAAGGCAUGUCCCUGGGGAAGGAGUGCAAUAGUGAACCAAGCUCCGAGCUCACUAUUGUCACAGCUCCCUGUCCCCCUGUCAUGGUAAAGUCCACCUACUACUGCAGCAGCAACAUCGCCCUCAUCAGCUGGGAUGAGAGCCUGGGCCGAGAAAGCUUCUUAGUGCACGUGAUGGGAGGCAGGGAGGUGUACACUCAGAACACGAUGGAGACCACGAGCACCUUCACUGGCCUGGAGUGCCAGCAGAAGUACAAUGUCACCGUUAGAGCGGUGGCCAGACAUUGCAACAGCAGCCAGAUGGCUUCAACGGAAUUCCACACAGGUAUAACGUUUUCUGAAAAGCUCCUCAUAAGGGUGCCUCAGCUCCUGCUAAUGGCCGCCUCUCCCACAGCUCCCUGUGCACCACAGAAUGUGAGUGUGAUCCUGCUGUGUGCUGACAACACGGCAGAGGUGACCUGGCAAGCCAGUCCUGGUGCGGCAUCCUACAACGUGACUGCCCUGGCAAGGGACGGCGACAGCAAGAGUUGCUUUACCACGCAGACACUCUGCCAACUGCCCAGAAUGCAUUGCGGACAGAUGUACAUCAUCACAGUGGUGCCCAACUCAGACACCUGCUUCGGAUUCUUCAGCACUGCCGUCACCUAUAUAGCAGUGCCCUGUCUCCCCAGGCAUAUCAAGGCCUCCAUGGACUGCGAGAGGGCCACGGCGGUGGUGACCUGGGACUUCUCCCCCGGAGCAAUGUCCUAUGUUGCUACAGCCACUGCAACAUCUGGCCACGUUGCCACCUGUGACACCACCCACACCAACUGCGAGAUGAGCAGUCUGGCAUGUGGGGAGCGAUACUUCGUGUCAGUACUCGCGCGGGGGGAGACCUGCAACAGCACAUCCAAGAUGCCUCGCCAGCUCAUGACAGAACCAUGCAUGCCUCUUCAUGUUAGCAUCCAGUACAACCCACCAGUAGGCCAGGUCUACUGGGACACAAGCAUGGGGGCCUCAUACUACAUCACAGAGGCUGUGACCAGUGACGGCUUCCAGACUUCAUGCACAACCACGGACAACUACUGUGCCCUCCAUAAUAUGGCCUGUGGCCGUGAGUACAACAUCACGGUCCUUUCCAGCAAUCAGGCCUGUGAAGAUAUCGUCACCUCUGACCCAGUCAGCCAGACCACAGAACCUUGUCCCCCGAAGCAUGUCCAAGCCCGUGUGGACUGCAGGACAAACCUGGGACAUGUGUCAUGGGAGGAGAGUGAUGGGGCUGUGGCCUACCUGGCCAUCCUGGAUGGGCGCGAUGGAGAUUCUACCUUCUGUUACACCACAACCACAUCCUGCACUUUGGAUACACUCCAUUGCGGAACGGUCUACUACACCAGAGUCCAAUCUAUAGGAGAGACAUACAACAGCUCAGACAGUGCCGCCUACAGCCUACUCACAGCUCCUUGUGUGCCAGACAUGUGGGAGGCCCAGGUAAACUGCAAGAACGACACUGUGUUGGCAUCCUGGAAUUACAGUAUUGGGGUGGAGUCCUACGUACUGACCGCCAGAGGCAUCGAUGGACAUUCCACUUCCUGCAUCACCAGGGAGACCUACUGUACCCUCGUCGGCCUCACCUGUGGGAAUGCGUACACCCUCAGCCUGGCUGUCUCCACCCAUCAGUGCUCACUCAUGUCCCCCACCGAAUUCACCCUCCAGACCAAGCCUUGCCCCCCACCGCACGUGUCGGUGGAGCUGCAGUGUAACUCUCGUACUGCCAGUGUAUCGUGGAGAGAGAGCGAAGGGGUGGAGCUCUACACGGCCAGCGCUGUGGACUCUGCAGGCAUGUAUGCCGAGGACUGCAACACCACCGGCACCACGUGCCUCUUUGCCAACCUGGAAUGUGGGGAGACCUACACCUUCACAGUCAGGGCGUACAGCGGCGAAUGCCGGAGCCAAGCCGGCGAGACCAUCCAUCGCAAUACAGAGCCAUGCCAGCCCAUCAACGUGACAGCGCAGGGAUCAUGUGAGAACGACACAGCCGUCCUGCAGUGGGCGGAGACUAAGGGGGCGUCUAUAUACGUCGUGAGUGCCCUGGGUGACCUGGGGUACGUGGUGGAUCUCAGAACCCCCAACACGUCCAUCCCGGCUGAGCUGCCCUGUGGACAGACCUACAACCUCAGUGUGGUGGCCUGGGAUGACUAUUGUGACAGCCCCAGAAGCAGUGUUCUGCAAUACAGAACCGCUCCAUGCACCCCCCAAAAUGUGGUGCCCAGUGUCCAAUGUGAGGACAGCGUGGGCUCUGUCAGCUGGGCACACAGCGACGGCGCCGAGUCCUACGUGGCACUUGCCGUGGGACUGGACGGCCACACCCACACCUGCGCCAGCCAUAACCCUAACUGCACCUGGGACGACCUGCACUGCGGCAACCUGUACGGCAUCACCGUCAUCGCCGAGGACGCGCUGUGCAGCAGCCUGCCUAGCAGCAGCGUGCUCAUCUACACCGCGCCCUGUGUGCCCCAGAACCUGAAGGCCUCCCUGAACUGUAGCACCAAGGUGACACUGCUGACGUGGGACCCCAGCCCUGCGGCCAAGUUCUACACGGUGACCGCCGAUUCUAGCGAUGGCCAGAGGAUGCAGCUGAGCACUGGCAAAAUGCACACCUACAUCUCUGAGCUCACCUGCAGUCACGUGUAUUCCCUCACGGUCACGGCCAUGAGCACGCACUGCACCAGUGCCGCCAGCCCACCCAUGCACUGGCAGACAGAGGCCUGCCCCCCCACUGCCACUGCCCCCGAACUGGACUGUGUGUCUAACAUCGCCGCUGUGACAUGGGAGGCAGUUGAGGGGGCGGAGUUUUACAUCACCACUGCCUACUCUGAGGGCGGCCAGUCCGACACCUGCAUGUCCCCCACGACCCGAUGCAGCCUGGCCGGCCUGCAGUGCGGUCAGAUGUACACCGUGUCGGUCACUGCUGUCAACCAGCAGUGCGGUUCUGAUCCGAGCGUCCCUAGCAUGUUCCACUCAGUUCCCUGCGUCCCACAGGGCCUGACCGUAGAAAUGCACUGUAUGGAAAAUGAAGUCCUAGUUACCUGGAACAACAGCCAGGGGGCGCUGUCCUACAGGGCUGUCGCCCAGCAUGAUGGAGGAAGCCCCUUGUUCUGCGAGAGCCACGACCCUGGCUGCAUGCUCACCGGCCUCCUCUGUGGUACGCUGUACACGGUGCACGUGAUUGCUGUGGGAGAAGCCUGCUCCAGCCUCCCCAGCGAGUCCGUGGACUUCCAUUCAGUGCCUUGUACUCCAGGGAUCACCUCCAUGUACCUGGAUUGCGUCACCAACUCACUGAUGACGUGGUGGGAUCACGCAGAAGGUGCCACGUCGUACGUGGCCCUGGCAAACACCCGCGGCGCUGACAGUGUCAUCUGCAGAACCAACGUCACGGGCUGUCAUUUUCUGGACCUGGAUUGUGGCCGUGUAUACGCUGUCAGGCUGCUGGCCUCGGACGGGCAGUGCAACAGCUCACUAAGCACCAGCGAGGACGUUGAGUCAGUGCCCUGCACGCCCGAAAACGUGGAGGCGGAGCUGAUGUGUUAUUCCGACGCUGCCUACGUGGAGUGGGAGGCCAGCAGGGGGGCGGAGUCCUACGUGGUGCAGGCCGUGGCUUCUGAGGGCCACGUCAGCUUCUGCAACACCACUGAGGUGGCCUGCGAGGUGCCUGACCUGGUCUGCGGAGAUAUCUACAACAUCAGCGUGGUGGCCGUCCGGCAGGACUGCAACGUGUCAGAGAGCAGCGUGGUGGAGCUGAAUAGCAUGCCCUGCGCCCCGCAGCUGGUCGAUGCUGCUGUAGACUGUGAAACGGGGGCCGUGAUGGUGACCUGGGAGCACAGUCCGGGAGCCACAUCCUACACUGCCUUUGCCCACGCGCUCACGGGCUACAACUCCUCCUGCAACACCACAGAGACCGUGUGCGAGUUCGCCGACCUCCUGUGUGGCCUGCCCUACGCCUUCCACGUUGUUGCCCUUGAUGAUGACGCCUGCAUCAGCCUGGAGAGUAUGGUGGCGUACGUGGACACAGUUCCAUGUGAGCCCCAUAAUGUCACGGUGAUGUCCGACUGCUCCUCCGAUGCGGGGCUUAUCAGGUGGGAGGAGGCAGAGCACGGGGAUUUCUUCUAUGUGCUGGCAACAGGCCUAGACGGCCACCAGACUACAUGCGGCAGCGACCCAUUUGCCGAGUGCUGGCUCCACGGGCUGCACUGUGGUCAAAGGUACAACCUGACAAUCACUGUCCAGGACCAUGUGUGCAACAGCAGCCACACCUAUCGGACCCUGCGGUCAGCUCCCUGUGAGACUCGGGAUGUGCAAGCAGUCGCGCGCUGUGGCUCCGGUUCGGCCUGGGUGUCGUGGAGAGAUAGUGGUGAGGCUGAGUCAUACCAGGCCACAGCCACGGCCCCCGGGAGCCAGCCAGUCAACUGCAACACCAGUGACAACCACUGUGAGCUGGACGGGCUACAGUGCGGACGGACUUACGACAUUUCCGUCCUCUCUACAUAUGACUCUUGCCGCAGUGCCGAGAUCAGGGGCCAGCCCUUCCAUACAGCCCCCUGUCCACCGCAUCGUGUGGAGGUCCUGGGGUCCUGCAGCCCAGACAGGCAGCUGAGGUGGGACUUCGACCCUGAUGCAGACUACUUUGUUGUGAGUGUCAAACCUGAAAAUGGCACGCAGCACUCCUAUAAAACGGGUGAGGCGAGCUGGCGCAUCAGUCACCUGACGUGCGGCCAGAAUUACUACGUCUACGUUACGGCCUUCCGUGGGAGCUGCAAGAGCAUGCCCAGCCUGACCGUCCAAGUACCAUCAGUCCCAUGUACGCCCCAGCAGGUUUCUGGUAACCUGGAGUGUGGGACUAACUCAGCCUGGGUCAUGUGGGACCCUACCCCAGGGGCGCUGACCUACAGGGUGACUGCAGAAAGCGUGGACGGCCACAACUCGUCCUGCCCUGGCUCCCCCUCCAGCUCCCCCUGCAACGUACCCUCCCUGCAAUGCGGGAUGACCUAUACCUUCAGGGUCACUGCCAUUGGCCACAUCUGUGAGAGCCAAUCCAGCUCUACCUACAAGCUCAUGACAGCCCCCUGCCUCCCCAAGUCGAUCACGGCCGUCACGGAGUGCCACAGCGACACCAUCCAGGUGACCUGGGAGAGGACGCAGGCCUCCCCUCUCUACAUCGCUAUAGCGGACGGGAAUGACGGAAGCACGCUGUCCUGCAACAGCACCAUGGGGACCUGCCAGCUGGCCGGUGCUCAUUGCGGAACGGAGUACAAUGUCAUCGUGGCCUCCUACUCGGACAAAUGCAGCAGCUUGAGGAGCUCCCCAUACACUAUUACAACAGCACCAUGCACCCCUCAGGACAUUAUAGUGGAUGCCUGUAACAGUGAAGGCAUCAAGGUUUCCUGGCCAAACUCAUCCGUGGCAGAGUUCUACCUCAUGACGGCCACAGGGGAAGAUGGCAACACACUGACCUGGAACAUGUCCGAGAGCCACCCGACGCUCACGGGGCUGCGGUGUGGUCAUGCCUAUUCCUUUUCCGUCAUUGCCACGGCGAUGGGCUGCACCAGCCUGGCCAGCUCUCCGAUCACCCUAAGUACCGCACCCUGCAUCCCGGACAAUUUGAUGGUACAGAUGGAGUGUGCCAGCAAGUCGGCAGCUCUCUCCUGGGGUGCGAGCGGGGGCUCCCUGGGGUACUUCGCCCGUGUGCAGCCUGAGCACGGCGCCACACUGUUCUGCGGCGGGACGACCACAUCCUGCAACGUCUCCGGACUAGAAUGCGGCGUCCUGUAUGACUUCUCAGUGCUGGCCUCCGACAGCACCUGCAAUAGCUCCUUUGGCAAGCCAAUAAGCCGGGGUGCAGCUCCUUGCCCCCCCAACGUGGUUCAGAAGCGGCUGCUGCCAAUGACAGAAGGAGUCCAGAUUGUUCGAGUGUCCUGGGAUCCUGUGGACUGUCCUGGGGUGACGUACCUGGUCGAUCUGAUGGGAAUGAUCCAAGGCAAUGAGCAGGCGCUCAUCAACAUCUUCUCCUAUUGGACUGACCGCACCUUCUUCGAGAUCCCUGUUCCCUGCAGUUCCACGUACUCUGUUACCGUCACAAGCAAGAACUCAGCAAGCACUGGAGAUCCCUCGACGGCCAUUACCGGAAGCACAGGUACUGGGGCAGGGAGACACUGUGCCUUCCCCCACUCGCCACAGCAUAAUACAGAGUGUUUAGCCCAUGUGGUUACAUUGACGGCUGCUGUCAUUUCAGCUCCCUGCCCGCCGUCGUCUAUCACAUUCGUCGGGGGCGACGGUUCUGCUGUACUGUCCUGGAGCCCCUCGAUCUUCGCCACCAGCUACACUGUCUAUAGGCUCUCCAACAGCACCAGGUCUCAGGUCUGCAGCACUGCACAGCUGUCCUGCAGGCUGCACAAUGUCAGCCACGACUCUGUCGAGGUGACAGCCAGCAACCCGGCGGGACAGAGCAAUCCGAGCCGUGACGUUCAAGAUAUAUCAUCCACUCGCACCAGAAGAACCCUGCAUGAAGCCGUGAUUGAUAAGAGGGACGAAAUGCCCGUUCCGAUUGUGCAAGUGGCAGCAGCAGGGAUCUCUCUGCAUGUCAGAUGGAGCACAGUAGGUGGAGCAUCACACUACACAUUGAUGGUCAGGCCGGACUCCGGCAGGCAGCCCGUCAGACCCAUGUUGAUCCCCGUGUAUGGAGAGUCCCACACAGUGACUGACCUGGAGCCCAGCACCAGAUACUGCGUCUCCCUGUCUGCCACAAUGGCUUCAGCCAGCGGCCCAUUCUCUGAGCCAAGCUGCAUGCGCACGGGGACAACCAUCUAGGGCCCAUAAGCAAAAGAACACUUUUACACAUGUUCCGUUGAAAGGACGGGAACAGGAUGUGUGUGUGUGUGCAUGUUGGAGGGAGGGAGGUCCAUGAGUGUGUGCCAAUGAAAUUCACUGUUCAUUUCAAAAGUGACCUGGUAAAGCAUUGUUUACUGUGAACCUAUUAGGCAGAACAUAGUUUUUUUUAAUAUAAAGAGAUAGACGGCAGUGUAACAUGAUUUUAAACACUUUUAAAUUAUCGUGAUGUUUGGUUUGGCUCGUCAAACUGUAUCAGCCCAGCUGAGUGUAAUGGUUAGUUCAGAAAGGAUUGUUGAUGAUACUGAUGUUUUCCAGUGUGCUGAAGGGAAAAAAUAACUUCCUGUGAUAACUUACAUAUAUUUUAAAUUCUGAAACUUAAUGCCUUAAUCACAAAAACACAGUCACAUUAGUUGUAGCUAAAAAUUAUCAUUAUCAAGCAUUUUUUUAAAACCAUACAGUAUAUUUACUAAUGUACUAUAUCUUUUCAUUAAGUGAACAUUCUUGGUAGACUUUUUAAGCCCAUAAAUUAAAUAAUAAAAGCUUUUGAAAAAAAAGUUUCUUUUGACAAAUGAAAUGAAAUUGAAAUUUAGGCUAGAAAUCCAUCACUACGAUGGCUGAACAAUGUUAAAUCACUAUCACGGUCUUCGCUUAUUUCCUGGGUAGCAAAUUCUUUUCUCACUGGACAUUUUCAACCAAAUCAACAAAAAUAUUGUUUUCAUGGUAGGACUUUUUCCAUGAUGGCACAGAACUCAGAGAGCAUUCAGAGAAGUUCCAAAGUAAGGUUCUUUUUUCCCCUAUGGCAUUACAGUUUACAUUUUGAACAGCUGAUGAUCUAUGCCUUCAUGAUUGCCAGAAAGUGGCCAGUAAUUCACUUUGGGAUUUGUACAGGCUGAACCAAAGGAGUGAAACAAAACUAAUGAAAAGACAAAGUGAAAUCA
Molecule: messenger RNA, 11759 nt
Organism: Paramormyrops kingsleyae
Lineage: Eukaryota; Metazoa; Chordata; Actinopteri; Osteoglossiformes; Mormyridae
Source: RefSeq, a predicted model, not a curated record